ACUAAUUCUCCGGACCGGAAACCAAACAAGGAAUCUGAUUUGAACGAUCUUACGUGUCAUUCCCAGUUUCAGGGAGUUUCAGUGGAACAGAAAACCUUCCGGAGACCUCAGGUCACCGAUCCUCCGCUGGUUGCCGCCUCAACAUUGAUGAGCUGUGGUCACCCCGGUAACGGUUGCUAACGGCAGAAGCAUGAAGGCUUUGAUUCUGGUGGGGGGGUACGGGACCCGGCUGCGACCGCUCACCCUGAGCGUCCCCAAACCGCUGGUGGACUUCUGCAACAAACCCAUCCUGCUGCACCAGGUGGAGGCGCUGGUCAAGGCUGGGGUGGACCAUGUGGUUCUGGCUGUGAGCUACAUGUCGGAGCUGCUGGAGAGAGAGAUGAGGAUCCAGGAGCAGAGGCUCGGGAUCCAUAUCUCCCUGUCUCAUGAGAAAGAGCCUCUGGGAACAGCGGGGCCGCUGGCUUUGGCUCGAGAGCUGCUGAACGUCGACAACGAGCCGUUCUUCGUCCUCAACUCGGACGUCAUCUGUGAUUUUCCCUUCAAAGACCUGCUGCAGUUCCACCGCAACCACGGCAAGGAGGGAACCAUCGUGGUAACACGGGUGGAGGAGCCCUCUAAGUACGGUGUGGUGGUGUUCGAGACCGACAGCGGCAGGAUACAUCGCUUCGUCGAGAAACCUCAGGUCUUUGUGUCCAAUAAGAUCAACGCUGGCAUUUACAUCUUCAAUCCCAGCAUGCUCAGCAGGAUCCAGCUGAGACCGACAUCCAUAGAGAAAGAGAUAUUUCCCGUCAUGGCAGAAGAGGGGCAGCUGUACGCCAUGGAGCUACAGGGUUUCUGGAUGGACAUCGGUCAGCCUAAAGACUUCCUGACAGGGAUGUGUAUGUACCUUCAGUCGGUACGACAACACGCUCCUGAGAGGCUACGCACGGGGCCCGGUUUCCUAGGCAACGUUGUCGUGGACCCGACAGCGCAGAUUGGGGAGAACUGCACCAUCGGCCCAAAUGUCACCAUCGGUGCCGGCGUGGUUGUGGAGGACGGGGUGAGGAUAAAACGCUGCACGGUGAUGAAGGGAGCGCGGGUUCGAUCGCACUCCUGGCUGGAGAGCUGCAUCGUGGGGUGGAGCUCCUCUGUUGGCCAGUGGGUUCGUAUGGAGAAUGUGACGGUGUUGGGGGAGGACGUGAUCGUGAACGACGAGCUUUACCUGAACGGCGCCAACGUCCUGCCUCACAAAUCCAUCAACGAGUCGGUCCCAGAGCCACGUAUCAUCAUGUAGCACCGAGGGUGGAGGAGAGAAAAAAAAGCCCAGCGCCUUUUUAUACAAACUCGACUGAACACCCAAACUGUGCCAGAAAGAGAGGGAACGAAAGGAAGCGUGGAGGCAAAGAGGAGGAGAGAAAAAGGAACAACAGAAGGAUUUUCUUUCUCUUUUUAUUAAUUAAUUUGGACUCGUUUUUUAGCCCUACUUGGCUGCACCGUCCAUCAAUCAGAUCUAACAAAAAGCAGCCUGGCCCGUCAGGAAGGUUUAUACUUGUUAAACUUCUGUCAGAGCUGCAGAAAAAACAUCCAACACUAAUGUGGCGGAUGGUAAAAGUCACUACUUUAAUAGAGAAAGGGCAGAGGGAGGGGGUUGAUAUACCGGGGCUGGUUGUCUGUCAGAUGGUGGAGGGACUAAUGUGAAGUGUAUUUGGGGGGGAAGCGGGGUUUAAAGAGUUGAUAUGAACACUGCUGUUUAGACUCACUAUGCAUUUACAUUGCCUGGACAGCCACAGAGUGUCAGUGAACAGGCACUGAGGGAUCAUACUACAUCAUGUUUGCUGUAGCAGAGACUGGAAUCAUGACUGAUAACGCUGAGAUUUAGGAUCUCACCUAUUAAAUAAAAUGCAGUAUUGGUUAUAGUAUAAAUCCGGAUUAGUAGGUGAGUUUUUGGCCUCUUGCAGGCAGCAGAACACAAACACAUUAACACAUUAUCACCUUUAUAGCGCUGUUAUAAGCAAAGAGUUGCUUGUUUACACAUCAGAGGAACAAUGUCAUCCAGUUGGAGUCAUGUUUGUGACCACCUGAUGAAUGUAAUUUGACCCAUUUUUAUAUCAGAAUAUUGAUUAGUGGAGCUUUAAUCUGUUGUAGAGUAGGUGUCGAGUGUGUCUUUUUGCCUUGGUAAACUUCUGUUCUGUUUUUGUUGUUUCAUUUUAUCAUGAAAGCUUCAAUGCCAAACUAGUUUGUGUAAAAAGUGAACAAAAUGUAGCUUUUUAUAACAAACUGCAGUUUAUUUAGUCAGUUUACAGAUAUUUGAGUCAGACUGAAUCUGGGAUAUUCUACUGGAGUAAUGCAUUGUUUCAACAUGUCUUUCAUUCAUGAUUAUGUGUUUCUUAAAGAGUACCUGAACAACCUGUGAAUAUCUGUGUGAUGUACACGUGUACUCCAGGACACUCUGACAUCACUGUUGGGUGUAGUUACAGGUGCAACAGAAGUGAAACAGGCUUUAAUCUUUUAACCAGCAGUGAAGAACUCUUUAAAGAGAGUUUGAAGAGAAAAGGUGAAUUCAGUAGUCUGAUUCAUUCUGAUCUGAUUGUCCAAGAGAAGCUUUGAUGAAUCCUGUUUGGGUUUUUCUCUAGUGGGGCUAAGCUGUAAAGGGUUGGUGCUAAAGUUAAGGUCAUCUUCUCUAAAUCUUCUGUACGGUGGCCAUUUUAGCUCGGCCCUACAUUGUCAGGAUCAGCUCAGCUUUCAUCAGUCUAAGCUAUGUUCUGUCAUCUCAGUUACAUACAGCGAGUAUAUGAACAGGCAACUAUUGGAUGUUAACAUACUAAUGUUAGCAUGCCCUUUUAGUAUUGAUCUCAAGCUGAGGCUGUUGGGAGGACAGUCUUUACUUUUAGAAGUAUCUAGUAAAGUAAACUGUUAUUUACUGUUGGACAAGUGAAAACUUUGAUUCGAGGAUCACCGAAGUCUUUGGGAUUCAUCCUUUGGGGAUCACGAAUUUCUGAACCAGACUUCAGGGCAAUCCUUCUGAUAGUUGCUGAGAGAUUUCACUCUUUGUGUUUACUUAAACAUUGUGAAUUAGAUUUAUUAAUGAACAAAAAGGGAAGAGCCUGUUGAAGACAGAUGUCACUCCUCCUACUCAAAUGAAGAGGAAGAAUAAGCCCUGCCUCUCAAUCUCUAUGAUUUUAAUGUUCAACAGGGAUGACGUUAAAUCAAUACACGCCUGAUAUUGUAAAAUAAAUGGUUAAACCCCGACAGCUGGAGGUUUCUGGAGCUCCUCGCCAUGUUUUUGUACUGAGGUGUCUUCUACAUUUGACUCGUUACUGACCAUGAACACACGCAGCAGGUGGUUCCACCUUGUUAUGCAGUUAGUGAUUAACAGUAUUUCGAACACUGAACGUCUAAAGACUUUAACUGUGUAUGAAUGAAUGAAGUCGACUCUUGUAAUGAAGUCUUUUUUUUUUUUUUUUAAGAGAAUAAUAUAAUCUACUGACCACAUUCACAUCUCAUUGUCUCAUUAUUUCAUGUUUACUGGUGAUGGUUCGUCCUACGCAGCCUGUGAAUUCUCACUGAGAGUUUGGAGACUACAGACGUAUAAUAGAAAAGUCUGUGCAACUGCAGGUGUUGAGAUUGAAAGAUGUUAAUGUUAACUAAGCAAGGACGGUCUAAUGAAGGAUGUUAUCAAGUUUUAUGGGAAAUGUAGGAUCCAGGAUGAUUUCAGAGCAAAGUCAGGAUAUCUCUGCUGUACUACAACUGUUCAGAAGAGCAACAUUAAAUCACUGGAGUAUAUUCUUAUAGAAUAAAUCACAAUGCACAGUUUUAGAAUAAA
Messenger RNA from Dicentrarchus labrax (European seabass), 3802 nucleotides. RefSeq names its product GDP-mannose pyrophosphorylase B (gene gmppb). The record is from RefSeq and is a predicted model, not a curated record. Gene Ontology annotation, cellular component: cytoplasm. Gene Ontology annotation, molecular function: mannose-1-phosphate guanylyltransferase (GTP) activity; GTP binding. Gene Ontology annotation, biological process: GDP-mannose biosynthetic process; cell wall mannoprotein biosynthetic process. The transcript is spliced from 10 exons. NCBI's taxonomy places the organism in Eukaryota, Metazoa, Chordata, Actinopteri, Moronidae. Bases 191 to 1273 code for a protein of 360 amino acids.